ACUUUAACCCAUUAAUCGUUCCGUCCGGGCGACUCUUGUCGGAGUCUCUCUCUCUCUCUCUCUCUCUCUCUCUCUCACUAGAUCUACUCUCUAAACGGGUACGAUUGUUUACGAAAUUUGUAGCUUCACAGGGUGAAAUUAAGAGGUGUAGUCAUUGAUGGCGCUUUCAGUUCCUCGGGCUAUGUCGAAAGGCGUAGUGAUGACAGUGCCGGCUCUGGUUCUCACUGUCUCAGUGGCUGCUGUUUUUCUGUUUUUCCUUUUGUCGUCUCUCUCUUCUUGCUCAUGCCCUUCACAACCUUCCUCCACCCCUGCCAACAAAGUUAGGAACGUUGAUGUUGGUUCGUCUGACUCUAGCAGAGGUAACGGUUUUUUAGCAACAAGGAAAGAGGAUGUUGAUUGGGUGAAAAGUCAAAUACAAGCAAAUGGACUUCAUAUGCAAGAAAAUGUGCUCCGCAAGGGUAUUAACCCUCGCACUAGGGCUCAACAACUUGAGGAUCUUAGACAAUUUAAGGGCAUAUCACACUACGAGGGACCUGACUCAAAUAACCACACCGCAUUUCCAUGCCCCGGAGAACUUCUAGUUGAAGAGCACCAUAGUAACUACGGUGAACCUUGGGCAGGUGGAAGGGAUGUGUACGAGUUUCUUGCUCAAGCGAUUCAGCUCAGACCAGACUCGCAGGUGCUCGAGAUAGGGUGUGGCACACUUCGAGUUGGUUUGCAUUUCAUUCGAUAUCUAAACCCUGAACACUUCCAUUGUCUUGAAAGAGAUGAGCUCUCUCUGAUGGCUGCAUUUAGGUACGAGCUUCCAGCACAAGGCCUCUUACAUAAACGACCUCUGAUCGUUAAGGGCGAGGACAUGGAUUUCAGUAAGUUCGGUUCUGGUGUAACUUAUGAUUUGAUUUACGCUAGUGCUGUAUUUCUUCAUAUGCCUGAUAAACUCGUAUGGAUUGGACUGGAAAGAUUAACAUCCAAAUUGAAACCUUAUGAUGGACGAAUCUAUGUAUCACAUAAUAUAAAGUUCUGUUCAAGGUUGGGAGGAGAGGAAUGCACAAAGAGGCUUACGAGUUUAGGACUUGAGUAUCUCGGGAAGCAUACACAUGAUAGUAUUCUGUUUAAUCACUAUGAGAUAUGGUUUGAAUUUAGACGGUCAAAGAUUUAAGUUCGGAUUGAUUCUUCGAAAAAAAGCAUGAGAAAUAGCUUUGAAUGACCUCAAGCCACUAAAUUGCUUUGCUCAUUGCUAUAAGUCUUCAGCAACUUAGUGAUAAUCUUGCUUCAGUCCUGAGAUUUUUUUCUACUCAGUGGUUUUCAUCAACUCGUGGUGGAAAAGCGAGAGGGUCAUUUGUAAUUUUGGUUGAGGACUUGACAAAGGCUUGAAGAUCUGUAUUAUAUUUUGGGAUUCUAUUCCAAAAGGGUUAGCUUAAUAUUUACUUAUUAUUGUCUCUAUGUAGAUUAUGAUCUGAUUAGCUGUAUUUGGCAGUCAUACUAUCAUGCAACUGAUUGCUGUUUAGACAAUUAUUAUGUCGGAUGCCAUCGAACAUCUGUAAUGGUGUGAUACCUUUAACUAUUCAUAUUUUUUUAGAUUGAUUAUUAUAUAUGGUUUCAAAUUGAUAUUCA
Messenger RNA from Medicago truncatula (barrel medic), 1614 nucleotides. RefSeq lists its product as uncharacterized. The record is from RefSeq and is a predicted model, not a curated record. The coding region runs from base 158 to 1159 and encodes 333 amino acids. Lineage: Eukaryota; Viridiplantae; Streptophyta; Magnoliopsida; Fabales; Fabaceae. The transcript is spliced from 3 exons.